UGUUUGUUAUUUGUACCCUUUUGGAAUUAUUUUGUUGAAAGCAUCCCACUUUGUCCCAUGUUUUUUGAUGUCAGAACUAGUUAAUGAUCCAAGUUGUCAGCUUUGUUGAACUUCGAAUUACGUAUAGAAAAAAAAGGGUCGCUGUAAGAGAGAGUCUGAGUGAGUGAAGUUUUCCUUUUUCGAGCUUUUGUUGAAGCUAUGGCUAUGGCUAUGGCGAGUGUGCAACUCGGGAGACAAACUAGCAUACAAGACAGUCCAAGGAGUCCUGAAGCAAAGCUUGGGAUGCAAGUGGAGGAUUUGUGGGAUGUUCAGGAACCAGAGCUUAGUCCUAAUGAAAAGCUCAACGCUUGUUUUGAGAGCAUCCCUGUUUCUGCUUUCCCUAUUGCUCCUCAAGGGAUUGAGAUAAAAUCGGAUGCGAGUCUGGCCGAGGCUGUUCAAAUACUAGCUCAAAACAAGAUUCUUAGCGCGCCUGUUGUCGAUGUUGAUGCUCCUGAGGAUGCAACAUGGAUGGACAGAUAUAUUGGCAUUGUAGAGUUUGCAGGGAUUGCUGUAUGGAUUUUGCAGCAGUCGGAACCAUCUUCACCUAGAAGUCCUUCAUCUCCGAAUGGAGCCGAGUUUGCUAUAGCUGCUAAUGGAAUGGUCUCUGCUGCAGGACUCGGGGCUUUAGGCCCUGAAGAUGCUUCAAUUACUUCUGGAGACUUUUUUGAGGCUUUAACUUCCUCCGAGUUUUAUAAGAACACCAAGGUUCGUGAUAUCUCGGGGUCAUUCCGCUGGGCACCAUUCCUUGCUUUGCAGAAAUCAAACACCUUUUUGACCAUGUUGUUACUUCUUUCUAAGUACAAAAUGAAGAGCGUUCCAGUACUUGAUCUGGGCGAUGGAAAGAUCGAUAACAUCAUAACACAGUCAGCUGUCAUUCACAUGUUAGCAGAAUGCACUGGACUUCACUGGUUUGAAAGCUGGGGAAGUAAGAAGCUUUCAGAGAUCGGUCUUCCCACGAUGUCCCCUGAGCACAUUAUCACAGUAUACGAAGAUGAACCAGUGCUUCAGGCCUUUAAGCUAAUGAGGAAAAAGAGAAUCGGAGGCAUACCCGUCAUUGAAUGCGGAAGGAAAAAAGCUAUCGGUAACAUAAGCCUUCGAGAUGUACAGUUCCUUUUAACCGCACCAGAUAUCUACUGUGACUACAGAUCAAUCACAGCCAAGAACUUCCUAAUAGCGGUUCGAAACUACUUGGAGAAACACGAGAAGAGGUCACCAAUGUUGAGUGGCAUGAUAACUUGCAAGAGGGAUGAAACAGUCAAAGAGUUGAUUCAAAAGCUCGACUCUGAGAAGAUCCAACGAGUGUACGUCACAGAUGAGGACGGGAACUUGGAAGGAGUGAUCACACUUAGAGACAUCAUUUCAAGGUUAGUACACGAACCGCGUGGCUACUUUGGUGAUUUCUUCGAUGGUGUGUUGCCUUUACCAGAAAACAGCAGGGUUUAAAAGAGUAAUCAAACAAGUCCUUACGCUUCCUACAUGAACGAUGAAACUCCAUUUUUCUUUGCGAUUUCCUGGUUUUUUAUUUGCCUGUGUGUUGGGAGACUAAUUGGAUAUGCAGAUUGUACAUAGGUGAGCCUUUUGUACUUAAAAGUUACUUGUGGCUUGAGAGAUUCCAAUUUCUGUAAAUUUUGGGUGUAUUCAAGAACUCGAUUUGGAUGUUCUGUGUUGCAAUCUAAUAAGAAGAGCUUGUCUUCUUGGAAUAAA
Molecule: messenger RNA, 1743 nt
Organism: Gossypium raimondii (Peruvian cotton)
Lineage: Eukaryota; Viridiplantae; Streptophyta; Magnoliopsida; Malvales; Malvaceae
Product: SNF1-related protein kinase regulatory subunit gamma-1
Exons: 6
Coding region: 199-1482 (427 amino acids)
Source: RefSeq, a predicted model, not a curated record